Messenger RNA from Neopelma chrysocephalum (saffron-crested tyrant-manakin), 2559 nucleotides. Its product is annotated as cilia- and flagella-associated protein 46-like. NCBI's taxonomy places the organism in Eukaryota, Metazoa, Chordata, Aves, Passeriformes, Pipridae. Bases 1027 to 1494 code for a protein of 155 amino acids. The transcript is spliced from 4 exons. The record is from RefSeq and is a predicted model, not a curated record.
UCAGUGCACAAAACUGGAUUCAUUUACAGCAAAACUCAAGCAAGAAAUAGCUCUUGGAAUGCCUCUAGCUGCAGUUGACCUGUUUAUUGGGUAUUCAACUGGACCAGACCAGGGUCUGGGCUGGAAUAGAAAAAGAGGUUUUUUUAUUUCUAGGCUGAAAUAAAAACUUCAAAGAUGUCAAGGUCUCAGCACCAACCAUAUUGCUCUCCAGCUCUGCCCCUGCUGCAGACAUAGAAUGCAGACAUAACAAAGACAUAGCCUAAAUCUUGACUGGCUGGAGGCCCGAAAAAGUCCACGAACUUAUAGAUGUGGUCACAGCUGCUGAAGCCACCACAGUACUGCUGUGGAAGAGAUUUGUCUCCCAACCCCUGGGAGCCUCUUGUGUGCUGCUCCUCUUCCCACUCGAGCAGUAAAAGUAGCUCCAACCACCAACACAGGAGCCUGCUGUGCCACCCCAAAGGAGAAAACAAGCCAGCCAGUCUCGAAGUCCAAAUAAGCUCAAGUGGCAGAUGGCUACGAACACCCUAUGAACAGCUUGUUGCACCUGCACAGAAGCCUAGAGAGAAACUACAACCCUUACACAAGAGCUCCAAGGCCCAACUCUGGCUUGUGAGGAUGCAGCAGCCAGUGCUGCCUUCAUGGAAUCAUAAAACCAUGGAAUAUCCUGAAUUGGAAGGGACCAAUAUGGAUCACUGAAGUCCAACUCCUCGCCCUGCACAGAACAGCCCAAGAAUCCCAACAUGUGCCUGAGAGCAUUGUCCAAACACUUCUUGAACUCUGUCAGGUUUGACUGCUUCCCUGGGGGGCCUGUUCCAGUGCCCAAUCACCCUCUGUGUAAAGAACCUCUUCCAAAUAUCCAGCAUAACCCUUCCCUGCCUUCAUGCCCUUGCUAUCCCUCGCGCUCAAAAUAAAACAAAAAUAAAAAUAACAGAAGAAAAGGCCUCAGGGCCACGAGUCCCUCCCUGCUCCUCAGGACUGGGGGUUCACACUCACCCUGUCCCCACUUCACUCACGCAGGGGACAGACAUGGACAGACAGACCCUCAGUGCGUGUGAGGCCGUGCCAGCAGCCACACCAGCUCCCAGGGGUGACCAUGGUGUGGGAUCCAUCACGGUCCCUGCCGCCUCUGAGGUCCCACCAAUGGUCACCACCACCCUGUGUGACCCAGCCUCGAAACCCCCCUCUCCCCAUUUCACCCCCCACCCGUGUUUGCCAGCCCCAAAACUGACCCACACCUCAGACCCCAGCGCAAGGUGGGCAAGGCCUGGGGGCUGUGGAGCCGAGAUGGGGGUGCCGGGCCCGGGGAGGCAGCUUUGUGCUGCUGGAGUGUUUGCAGAGCAGCAAAAUCAUCAGAGUCAUCUGCAUCCUGUCGGAUUCCUGCCAGGAGUCCAUUUGUGCUGUGUUACUGCUGGAGACAUUCUGCAUUGCGUAAAUGGUGUGUUCUUGCCGCCUGAGUUUCUGAAACAGAAGAGUGGUUGGAUCAGAACAACUUAAAGAAUAGAAACUAUCUCACUAUGCUGACCCUGGGACUUGGCAAGCUGGGAGCUCCCUGAAGAGUCUUCUGCAUCACUGAGCCCAGCCUUGCCCCUCCAGAAAAUCUCCCAUGAGCAGCAAGCUGAAGGUGAAGUCUCUGUGAGUGUCAGGGGUGGGAAGAUUGUCUCCUACAGCUUCAGCAGCAGUGGGGUGCAAGAGGCAGACAAAGGCAAUACUAUUAUUAAUGCUUUAUUUGGUGCAAACAUUUUAAUCUGCCAGAAAUCGAGCCAGAUUGAGUCAUAACUGUUGUGAGCUUGGAUGCCUGAAUUGUUCCUAAUGUCUGAACAAACCUUUUCUUCCUGUUUAUGCCAAUCUGAUUUGCAAUCCAAAGGAGUUUGUAGCAUUAAUGUAAGUACAUUGAAUAGGUUUUGACUAAUUCAGUCUCAGUGGAAAAUGAGUGUAUGUAAUGGGAUAUCUCUGAGAAGAAGCCUCUUGUAUUGUGCUCUUCUGAGUACAAGGUUUGUUUGAACACUGCCAUAGUCCUUAUUGGACAUCAUAGCCAUGUCUUUGGAACACUGACCUAAUAAAAUCCAGUGCUGGGGGUAGGGAGCCAGUUAAAUGUGAAAUGAUCAUAAACCUCUCUACCCAACACAGUUCCUCCAAACAGGAAUCAGACUUUCAGCUUCAGUUUUCACACAGUGGGAAAGAACCAGCAAUUAAAGCUCCUUAAAUCCUUGUAGUUGUCAAGUACUGAAAUUAUAUGACAGCACUAUAUGUUUUCUACAGUGGAAAUGGGACAGAAACAGGUUAUCACAUUAAUUAUAUUUUUCUUUUGAAAAAAGGACUGACUUUAUUGAGUAUUACAGGCAAGACCACUGCAUUCCUGACUGGCUGUAUGAUCUCAGACAAGUCAUUUAUUUCCUUCUGUUCCUUUUACAUCCUCUUUUUGUUUUUCCUACUUAGACUGAAAGCACUUCAGGACAAAAGCUCUCUCUCCCUCUGCCUUAUGUAAUGCCAGGCCUAACAAAGCUCUGCUUUGCUUUGAGGCUUUAGAGAGUGAUGAAAUAUAAAUACUUUCAAAGACAA